UGCGCACCCGCAACGGAGGAGACGCCGAGCGACACGAACAUAUAAAAUAAUCCACGCUGAGCUCUCUAUCUGCCACCAUGUCAGCCGGAGGAGAUUUGGGGAACCCCCUGAGGAAAUUUAAACUCGUGUUUUUGGGGGAGCAGAGCGUGGGGAAAACAUCUCUCAUCACUAGAUUCAUGUAUGACAGUUUCGACAACACGUAUCAGGCGACCAUUGGGAUUGACUUCCUAUCAAAGACGAUGUACCUGGAAGACCGAACAGUAAGGCUCCAGCUGUGGGAUACAGCUGGACAGGAACGUUUCAGGAGCCUCAUCCCGAGCUACAUACGAGACUCUACAGUAGCAGUGGUCGUCUAUGACAUUACAAAUGUGAACUCAUUCCAGCAGACCUGCAAAUGGAUUGAUGAUGUCAGGACAGAGAGAGGAAGUGAUGUCAUCAUCAUGCUAGUCGGCAACAAAACAGAUCUGGAAGAGAAGAGGCAAAUCACGAUCGAGGAGGGAGAGCAGAGAGCCAAAGAGCUGAACGUCAUGUUCAUCGAGACCAGUGCCAAAACAGGCUGCAAUGUCAAACAGCUGUUUCGUCGAGUUGCAGCAGCCCUACCUGGAAUGGAAAGCUUGGACGACGCAAAUCCUGAAGGCAUGAUCGACAUCAAGCUGGACAAACCGGCAGAGCCUGCUGUCCCUGAGGGCGGGUGCUCAUGUUAAUACAGAGCUGCUAUUGGACAGCUCCCUUCACACCAUAGGCUUGUUGUGUUGCUUACUACUGGUUAGCUUCCAGUUGACUUCUCUAAUUGGAUAUAGGAUCCGGGCCUUGUAUCUGAUUGGACAAAUCAAAUGUUAUCUCUCAGUCUUGUUCAGUUGUAAAAUAUUGUAUACUUUGUCAAUAUGUAAGUGACUGGCGGAGAAAAGGGAAGAAAAAAAAUUGAAAUGAAAAUGAACAAAAAACAGUUUUGGAAAAAUGAAAAAGGGAUAAAAACGGGAUAACCAACGGAAUUCUUUUCGCUGUUCUGUUUUGUAUUUUUUAUAUAUAAAAAGGGAAAGCACCAAAAAUGAUGCCUAAACAAAGAAGAAGAAAUAGUGGGGUGGCCGAACACGUCUGAAUGUCUGCAGCACGCAUGCACGCUGAUCUGAUCUUUGACCUUUGACCUUUGGCCUGCCCUCCAGGGUCUCUG
Messenger RNA from Xiphias gladius (swordfish), 1171 nucleotides. RefSeq names its product RAB6B, member RAS oncogene family b (gene rab6bb). The record is from RefSeq and is a predicted model, not a curated record. Gene Ontology annotation, molecular function: GTPase activity; GTP binding. NCBI's taxonomy places the organism in Eukaryota, Metazoa, Chordata, Actinopteri, Istiophoriformes, Xiphiidae. The transcript is spliced from 8 exons. The coding region runs from base 78 to 704 and encodes 208 amino acids.